GGGAUAUGAUAUCAUGGGCUAGGAUAGUAGAUGUUUGUUUGUGACAAUUAAUAUAAUCUGUAGCUUGUAUCCAACGUGGUGGAAAUAGGGGUCAGAAUAAUGAGGCAGCGGCCAAUCAGGAUGGGAGCAGGGGCUUACGUCGGACGUUUUGCUGACUCGAGUAAGAAUGAAAUUGGUAGCGAUCCACUCGGGCCUGUUGAUUCAUGUUUGGAGGAGCUUGGACGAUCUUAUUCAUUCUCGGUGGAGUUUGCCGGGCGGGUCAGAUGUGGAAAUUCAUCGUGAUUGACCAGUGACCAGUCAACCAGGAAAGCCACACGCCGCAUACGCGCACUAUCGUCUACCGGACAUACGGAAUUUACGCGAUUGCGCAGCAUUGCGCCGAAUGCCACGAUAACACGACAUUGCACCUGUCGCGUCGCUAGUAACAUUGGAUUACUAACCACCGUGACAUGCACCCGUCCGUCGCAGGCUCGGGCUUCUCCUUAUUCUCCACUUCACCUAUCACUUCUACUACUACCAUCACCUCGACCUCCGCCGCUACCGCCGCCAUCCCCGAUCGUCGUCCUUCCACCGCGAGCCGCGGUCCCGUCAGCACCCACGGGAGCCCUUCCGAGAACGGGGAGUCGGGCCGUCCCCACAAGCGCGGCGCUCCCCUUCCUCCUCCUCGUCCCUGCUCCUCCUCCCACGAUGACGGCUGCGGCCUGUCCCCGGAUUCCGCCGGCGGCGGCGGCGACGGCGGCCCUGUCGAGGACCAGAGGACGAAGAAGCGCCGGCUCGGCGCCGGCUCGAGAGGCGUGGCUAACCUGACGCCUGAACAGCUUGCGAAGAAGAGAGCCAAUGACCGGGAAGCGCAGCGAGCCAUCCGCGAACGUACCAAGAACCAGAUCGAAACGCUCGAAAGGCGGAUACACGAAUUGACGUCCCAGCGGCCUUACCAGGAGCUCCAGGCCGUGAUACGGGCGAAGGAGGCCGUCGAGGCUGAGAAUGCCGAGAUCAAGAGCCGCCUAGCUUCUAUCAUGUCCAUGAUACAGCCCAUAUUGUCUAAUCAGCAAGUCGAAGGGGCCUACAACACGCCGCCCUUAUCGAACUUCGCGAACGUCACGCCCGCCCAGCCUACGCAGCGGUCGCCCUCUCUCCCAACUACCGCUACCUACAAUGCCUCCACGCCGAUGAGCGCCGCCUCGCCCGCGUCCACCAUGGCGGACCAGUCUUCGUCGUGGCAGGCUCAGGCACAGGCCCAGGCUCCGCACCCGCACCCGAGCCCGCACUUCGCGCAGGUCAAGAUGCUGAACCAGCAGCGGCACGAGCUGCUGCACGGCCUGGACCUUGGCGCCGGCGAGCAGCUGAAGCUGGACUUCCUGCUCGACCCCUCGGCGCGCGUGAGCCGGAUGCAAACCGGCGUCGACGGGCCCCAGGACACGCCCGAGUACCACCACCUGCCCAUGAAGCACGACUGGAACGCCAACGCCAACGCGAACUCCAUACCCUCCCGCAACGGCACCGCGAUCGAAAAUGGAGUAUCUCAUCAUCAACAGCAGCAGCAGCGGAUCGAGUACGCCCCGCAAUACACCCCCCUCAACCCAAACGUAGACACACCCACAACGACGCCCUCAUCCUGGAUCGGCCGCACCGCGCCCAUAAAAAACAGCGCGCCGACCUGCCCCCUAGACAACCUCCUCCUAGACUUCCUCUCGGAGCGGCGGCAGCGUGCCCACGAAGGGGUCCCCGCGCGCGAGGUGGUAGGCCCGCGCUACCCGUCGGUAUCCUCGCUCCUGAACCCGGCGCACAGCGCCUUCUCGCACCCGCUAUCCAAAGUCUUCACCGACAUCCUCGCCGCCUUCCCGGGCAUCAGCACGCUGCCCGAGCGCGUCGCCGUGCUGUACUACAUGUUCCUCGUCAUGCGCUGGCAGGUCAGCCCCACGCGCGAGAACUACGAGCUGCUGCCGGACUUCGCGCGCCCUACCCCGGCCCAGCUGCGGACGCCGCACCCGGCUUGGGUUGAUCAUCUGCCGUUUCCUGCGAUGCGGGAGCGGCUUGCUUCUGCUCCUGUUUCUGCUUCCGCUUCCGCCACCUCAGAGGAAGGGGGGCAGGGGGGACAAGCGCAAGGACCGAUCCCGUUCGAGAACUUCUUCAUCCCGUUCACGACGACGAUCAGCCUGAACUGGCCGUACGAGGGCACCGACGCGCUGCUCCGGAGCCCGGCCGGCGGCGAGCUGCUGAUCAACCCCGUCUUCGAGCGCCACCUGCGGAGGUUCGAGAACUGGACGCUGGGCGACGCGUUCGACGCCGCGUUCCCCCGGCUCAGGGGCACGUAUAACUUGAAGGUCGGCACGAGGACGAGGGAGAUGGGCGGUGGGGGGUGA
Messenger RNA from Annulohypoxylon truncatum, 2363 nucleotides. RefSeq lists its product as uncharacterized. The record is from RefSeq and is a predicted model, not a curated record. The transcript is spliced from 3 exons. Lineage: Eukaryota; Fungi; Ascomycota; Sordariomycetes; Xylariales; Hypoxylaceae. Bases 450 to 2363 code for a protein of 637 amino acids.